AAUAUCGCUUUAUAAAAGUAAUGACAAGCGUGUAUUUACGCUUUUGUCGGUAUUAAAAGGUAGACGCGUCAACGUUACCUUGUCCUUAUCUAGGCCCUUUUCGCGCAACGCAAGCUUUUCCGUUUCGUAUUAGCCUGCUGUCUGUAGUAAGCUAUAGUUCAAGUCAAGCUUAGAGUAAAAACAAUAUUAGUGUACUGAAAUUCGUCUAAAAAUCGUUCAUUUGGUUGUUGAAGUUGAUUAAUUAACAGACGGCGGUUUGUAGGGACAUUUAAUGACACGCGUUACAAUGUUUGUGUGUACCCACGCAGGAACGUGACUGCUUACGUAAUAUGCCGAGGCGUGGAGAGACUGAAGAAUUUCCCUCCUCCCUCCCGACAAACUUUGGAAAGGCAAAUGUCAGAAACUUCACACUUGACGACAACGCACAAUAAGAGGUUCGAAGGUACAAAAGGGGCGAACAGGCCAACCAUUAACAUGACCAGCUACGCACUAAGGCGCUCUCUUAACUGGGAUGAAACCGAGUGCCUCAACUAUUACGGGAUGCUGUCUCUACAUGAGGUCUUCGAAAUAGUCGGCUGUCAGCUGACAGAGACGGACAUCGAAGUGCUCUCUUUCCUCUUGAAUGAAACCUGUGUUGGAACACACCCCUUGAACCCUGAGGGCUGGACGGUGAAGCCCUUCGAAGACGACCCACCGGAAUUAGGCGUCACACCGAGUCCCAUGCUCCUUACAGUCUGGAGGCGGUUGCAGUCUCAGUGCUCUCAGCACCCUGUGGUACAAGCCUCUUACAAGUCCAAGAAUGGCCUUGAGUUGUUGUUGGAGCUGGAGAGGCAAGGUUACCUCAGCGAUGGAAACCUGGAGCCGCUUCUGCAGCUCCUGAGAGUCCUCACACGUCAUGAUCUCCUGCCCCUAGUGUCCCAUAAGAGAAAGAGAACUGUGUCUCCAGAAAGAAUUGAAAGGCGAUGCGCUGUACAACACAGAGAGUUGUUGUGCACUUCUGGCUUGAGAGGCCCCCAUAGACAGGCAGAAAUGCCCCUCCCUUCCUUCACACAGCAAUUGAGAACAGAGUCUGGAUCGUCUCUGAGGAGGAAGAAGAGGAAGAAGAGGGGCAAUGGCUGGAGUCGCAGGCCCAAGAAAACCAACAAGCAGGACCAUCCCAUGCCUCCACCAACACCGCCUCAGAAAGCGUCAUGCAAUGUCCGCUUAAGGGUCCGAGCCGAAUACCUGGAGCACGAGUCGGCGCUCCGAGACGGCGUCUCGUCGGACAAGCGGCAGCCCCUGGAGCGGCAGUUUGAGUUGUUCAGCCAGGCCAACUCGCUGCUGCGCGCCAGAGACCUGGGAUCCAUCGUGUGCGACAUCAAGUUCACCGAGCUGGACAACCUGGAGGCCUUCUGGACCGACUAUCUGAGCGGCGCCCUGCUGGAGGCCCUCAAGGGCGUCUUCAUCACAGACUCGUUGAGGGUGGCGGCGGGCUCCGAAGGCCUCCGCCUGCUCAUCAGCGUGGACCAGGACGACUACGAGAAAGGCUGGCGGGUGCUGAGGGCCAGGAAGAUGCGCUCUUCCAGUACCGGUGGGCACAAAAACAAACACCGUGAGACGGUGGGAUAUGAGCUGACUUAGUUGAUAUAAAUGGAACACUAAUGGAAGCUGGAGGGAGGUGAUGCAAUGCCGUUAGCCACCACAAGAUGGCAGAAACUACCACUUGUUUGUUCCAGUCUUGGACACUCCCUGCAAACUAACUAUAUUCUUUUAAGUUCUCACCCAGGUGCUAGGAAAUGCCAAAAGACAUUAAGACAGUGACUGUGAGAGCAGGACCAACAAGGAGACUCCGUGGUAAGCCCCCUUCAAUAUAUUAAAUAUGAAUUCAGGAGGGGAUUCAAAGGUGCUCCUUGAUGAAUUACAAAUCUUGUUUGCCAUCAAGUUACUCAGGAUUUAUUUGGUUAUCUUUUUCUCGUUGCAUUUGACGUCUGUGAUAGAACGGAACAUAGCGCCUUAACUUUGGUUAAACCCGGUGUGCGCUCUACGCUUAAAGAUAACCCGUUUAGGAAGAUAACCCAGCUUUGGGAUUGCUGCGAUCAGUAGGCCAUGAAGGCGCCAUCGCGCCUUCAUCUACUACAGCCCAGAUAAUGCAAAGGCCUGGUGGCCCAGCAGGUAAAAGCGCAGACAAGACAGUGUGUCGCUCAAUACCAGUGCUGUCCAGGAGAUCAAAAUCCAAAGUGCAUACAUCCUGGCUGCGCUCAUCCCUGCCCGACUUGUCUAGUCACCCUGCUGGAACUAAUGCCCGGACUUCACUGGGAGAAGACGAUCAAUAAGGACUCCAACAGAAACCACUAAAGCUGCGUGGUCUGAGCUACAGAGGUGGUGGUGGUGUAAACAUAGGUCGUUACUUUGAGAUAAAAUGUCUGUUAAAGAAGUUUUUUGUUUGAAUAAUUGUUUUUUGUUGUGGUCAACUAUAUUGGGAAACAUGUAUCAACGGUGAUAUUAAUAUUAUUACUAUUAAAGGUGUGUUAGACCAAUCAUGUUUGGGGGUGUUUUUAAGAGUUGAUUCACGUAAAUGAAAACUUUCAACAAACCUAAUAUGUCUGUCUCGCAGACCCCCAAAAAACAUUUGUUUAAUAAACAACACACUGUUACACAUUUAACUACAUGUCCCAUAACACAAAUGAAUGGACAAGCCUUGUACAUCAGUAAUAGUCUUCAAACAAACAGUCAUAUUUCAGCGAAGAUUGUGAAUUUGUUUUGUCUGUCCUCGAAGUCAGUUAUCGUUUAUGAUCAAAACCCAUCUGACAUUGCUGUAAUCUCUUCCACAUGCAAUACAAUUUCAGUUUAAAGUUAUUUACUUGUGAAUGGCAGCAACGCAUCCAAAAAGCAUAUUUGGCAUACCCCAAGUGUCUGUACUUCGACUACUGUUUAUACUUUUUACUGGGGACGGCGUAGCAGGGUUGGGAGAGUGGCCGUGCCAGCAACCCGAGGGUUCCUGGUUCAA
Messenger RNA from Entelurus aequoreus (snake pipefish), 2986 nucleotides. Its product is annotated as DNA-binding death effector domain-containing protein 2-like. Gene Ontology annotation, cellular component: nucleolus. Gene Ontology annotation, molecular function: protein binding; DNA binding. Lineage: Eukaryota; Metazoa; Chordata; Actinopteri; Syngnathiformes; Syngnathidae. Gene Ontology annotation, biological process: apoptotic process; extrinsic apoptotic signaling pathway via death domain receptors; regulation of apoptotic process. The coding region runs from base 394 to 1620 and encodes 408 amino acids. The record is from RefSeq and is a predicted model, not a curated record. The transcript is spliced from 5 exons.